AUGGCUUCACCAUCAAAAUUUAAAAUUUCUUGUAUUCAAUUAGCCGUUUCUUCGGACAAAUCGUUAAAUCUUCAGAAUGCUAAGAAUAAAAUUUUAGAAGCUUCGAAAAAUGGGGCAAAGCUUGUUGUAUUACCGGAAUGUUUCAACUCAACUUACGGGGUACAAUAUUUCGAUCGUUUUGCCGAGUGUAUUCCUAAUGGGGAGAGUGUAAAGACCCUAUCGGCAGCGGCAAAGGAGGCUAAUGUCUAUCUUAUUGGAGGGUCUAUCCCUGAACGUGAGGAACCUUCAGGAAAAUUAUACAAUACUUGUACUGUUUACGAUCCAGAAGGAAAUUUGAUUGCGAAGCAUCGUAAAGUUCACCUGUUUGACAUUGAUAUUCCUGGCAAGAUUACCUUCCAAGAGAGUGCGACCUUAAAUUCAGGAAAUUCUUUGACAUGCUUUGAUACUGAAUACGGUAAGAUCGGUGUAGGGAUAUGUUAUGAUAUUAGAUUCCCGGAGAUGGCCAUGAUCGCCGCUCGAAGAGGUUGUAUUGCAAUGGUUUACCCAGGUGCUUUUAAUCUUACCACUGGACCUUUGCACUGGGAGCUUCUUCAAAGAGCUAGAGCCGUAGAUAAUCAGUUUUACGUGGCUACAUGUUCUCCUGCUCGAGACACGAGUGCAUCUUAUAUUGCAUGGGGAUAUUCCACUAUUGUGGAUCCGAAUGGUCAAAUUCUCGCGACGACGGAUCAUAAAGAGGAUAUUAUUUACGCUGACAUAGAUUUAGAACAUUUGAAAACAGUUCGACAAUCUAUUCCGAUAUACAACCAAAGACGAUUUGAUUUAUAUCCUAAUGUUGCAGAAAACUUCAAGGAAUAG
Molecule: messenger RNA, 855 nt
Organism: Acaulospora morrowiae
Lineage: Eukaryota; Fungi; Glomeromycota; Glomeromycetes; Diversisporales; Acaulosporaceae
Source: the annotation of a GenBank genome assembly